GUGCGUGUGUGUGUGAAGGGUUGGCGCUGAGGGAGACUGUUGUCUUUGGUUUGGAAAAGAAAAGACUUCGGGGCCGGUGCUGAUUUGUAAAGGCACAGCAGAGAUAAAAACACAAAAAGCCGAGCUGUGCAGCAGUAGCCUCCGCCAGAUUGGAGCCCAGCUGCGCUUUCUUGUGCCGUGACCGAGGCUGACCGGUGCAUGAGGAAGAAAAGAGAAAACUGCGAGCAGCGCAGACUGAGAGAGAGAGAGAGAGAGUGCGAGCGAGCGAGCUGCCUGCUUUAUUUCUUUUAAAGCCGGAAGAUCUCCACACAUCGAGCGUUGGGGAGCAUAUGUGUAUGUGUGCAUGUUAUUCAGCCGUCAAGGGAAGACAAAAGAGAUCCUGAAGGUCCCGUUCGCUCUUCUGUCGGCCAAGCCCAGUAACCGCACUUGAAUGCCCUCUCCCAGAGUAGUUUUAAGUAGCUGCUGAGGUGGCUUCAGCUCUGUUGAUUGUCUUUCGAGCGAACUGACAAAAGAAACCAGUGCCGGAGCCACGUCCAACUAGGCGAGGACAACCGCGUGGAAAGAAAAGUGCCGGCAGAGAGUGGUCGAGCGAAGGAAAGCAUGGCAGCAAUCAGCACCACAGAAUCGAGCCCCCAACCACGGGUGUACUUCCAGACCCCACCGGGAAACGAUGACACCGAAAUCCCAGUUAGGAAACAGGGAAGGGUAACGGUCAAAUACGACAGGAAGGAGCUGCGAAAGAGACUACAUCUGGAGGAGUGGAUUAUUGACCGGUUAACGGAACUGUACGAUUGUGAGGAAGAGGCCAUUCCUGAACUGGAAAUUGAUGUGGAUGAGCUACUUGACCUGCCAAGUGAAAAUGACCGGGCAGCAAGAGUGAAGGAUCUCCUGGUUGACUGUUAUAAACCCACGGAUGACUUUGUAAAGGAACUUCUGGACCGAAUACGAGGGAUGCAGAAGCUCAGCACACCCCAAAAGAAAUGACCGCAACCGUAGCACCAGCUGUUUCUGCCUUGUGACACAGGCGACGUGCAGACUGUGUUUGUCAGCUUUGGCAACAGUAAUGGACUUUUUGGGGCCGGGGGAUGGAUGGGAGGAGGGAGGAGUAACAGCUUCUUUAAAGGAUUUUGUAUUUUUUUUAAACUACUUUGAGAUGAGUUGUCAAGCGCAUGUGGGUUUUUUUUUUUAGUGGGUCUGGGUAUCAAAUGGUUGUGUGGAAUUUUUUUAAAAUCCAUUUUGUAAUUAGAUCAAUUUUUAAAAUCUAUAUAUAUUAAAAUUGUGUUUUUUUUAUAUGGACAAAAAAUACAAGCACACACACACAGUUCUGUAAAAUUAGCCAGCUGUGGUUGGUGGAAAUCUUAGUUUAUUGAUUACGCUGUAAGAUGUAAAAUAUGGUCAAUGAUGGGAGUCCUAGGCAGCUUUUUAAAUGAUCUUCCAAGCCUCCAUUGCUCACAGUUUAUUUGUCCAGUUUGCUGAUGGGGAUUUCCUUUAGACCACGUGGCAUCGUAAAGCUCUGAGCAAGGGUUGCAUCCAUUUGUAAGAACUCGCUUGUUAUGGUUUUGUUUGAGACUGAUUUACAAGAUUGCAAGAUUUUAUGAUCAUUGUCAGGUUGCAAGAUUUUAUGAUCAUUGCUAGUGGCUACAAAUGUAUCAGGUCUGAGAUUUAACCAAAGGCUGCCGUGCCACUAGUGGCAUGAAUAUGAAUGCCAUCCCAGAGUUGAACUGCUUGGCCUGCAACUUCUGAGCUACGAUCAGCUGUAUGCAUCAGUGUCUUUGAGCAUAGGAGCUGCUACAGUGUACAUUGUAGUUCAAACCUGAAGAAGGGGAAACCGUCUGCCUUGAGGAACCUCUCCAGGGAAAUUUUACAAACAUUGCCUGUAAUAUUAGAAGAGGCUUCUGUGGAUUCCAUUUUGGAGUCGCUGCUUCCUCCUCCUUAUUCCAACUGAAUAUUUUUUUUUUUCCAAGACGGAAAGUGAAAAUAGACCUUCAAGAAGGUUUCUCAGUAGAUAAACAAUCAUAUGGACUCCCUCAGCACAUACCAAUUGAGCCUGUAAUAAAGUAAUCCCCAACGAAGCAGGAGGUAUUUGUUGAAAUUGAGUUACGGAAAGAGCAUAAGGCCAUGGUCAGUGCCUGCCUGGGUUUGGGUCUGUGGACAUUUAUGUUCCUUUUUUCUUCCUUUCCUACUUUUAUUCAGCUCUCAUGUAGCAUCAAUAGCAGUUAAAUGGAAGUGAAGUACUAGGAGAGAUGAGACAAAUUUUUGAAUGGUGGCACGUAUUGCACAGGGAAGCUGCGGUUCAUGAUCAUCCAGCAAGUUUUAAAAUAAGCUUAGACCUUAUCAGGUUAUUCCAUGAAGUAGCAUGCUUCCAUUUCCACUUGUGGAGUCAUUUAGUGUUUUUUUGUGUCCAACGUAGCAAAACCGAUGCCUUACAUUAUAGGAUAAAACUGAACACCAAAAAACAAGUGGGAGAGAGAAGUUCUUGCACUCAAGUCAUUAGUCUUCCCAGUCCCACCCCACCUUCCCCAACCACGGUCAAAUCAAGUGACUGCUGGCCAACAUGUUCCUGGAUGACACAACAAGGUGCUGCGCUUGACAUUCAGCUAAGCAUAGUGCAAGUCCAGCAGAUGAAUGUGUUCAUCGUCUAAAGCAGGUUGGGAAAAACCAGCUUUUAUUAUAUUUUUUUUUUUCCAUUUAACCUCAUUCAAGUUAUCCAGAUUCCUAGCAUAUACUGUCACUCUAUUAAGAAACCAUUUUGAAGAAAUUAAAAAUAACAGGCAGUGACAGCGACUGACCAGAUAAGUGGCCAUGUCUUAAUUUAUUAUUUUCUCCUCUUGCUUCAUAAUAUUCAGGUGCUAUUACAGAUGAACUGUGGAUACUGUUGGGGGCUGUGAACUGAUGCAUUUUUCUGUGGCUCGCUGUUUGUAAUUUACUGUAAAUUGUCAAACUAGUCGGAGGUGAGGAGCUCAAACUAGUAUAUUUAGCAAUAUCUUACUGUUUUUUUUUCCAGUUUGUUAUACUUUUACCAAAUGUUCUUAAUAAAGCAUUUGAAUUUCA
This is a messenger RNA of Polypterus senegalus (gray bichir), 3051 nucleotides long. RefSeq names its product protein phosphatase 1, regulatory (inhibitor) subunit 14Bb (gene ppp1r14bb). The coding region runs from base 601 to 984 and encodes 127 amino acids. Gene Ontology annotation, cellular component: cytoplasm. The record is from RefSeq and is a predicted model, not a curated record. The transcript has 4 exons. Lineage: Eukaryota; Metazoa; Chordata; Cladistia; Polypteriformes; Polypteridae. Gene Ontology annotation, biological process: innate immune response; regulation of phosphorylation. Gene Ontology annotation, molecular function: protein serine/threonine phosphatase inhibitor activity.